Pyricularia grisea is the source of this 1617-nucleotide messenger RNA. RefSeq lists its product as uncharacterized. The transcript has a single exon. The record is from RefSeq and is a predicted model, not a curated record. Bases 1 to 1617 code for a protein of 538 amino acids. Lineage: Eukaryota; Fungi; Ascomycota; Sordariomycetes; Magnaporthales; Pyriculariaceae.
AUGUCGGCUCCCCAGAAGUGGCAGAACCCCUACUCCGGCGUCAUCAGGCCUGAUGCCGUCGCUGUUCAUCCACGCGCCGCCACGCCCUCCGAGGACAACAACACUCGGGCCCCCACGGGCCAGGCCUCCCGCUCACGAGAUAACCGAUCCCACAACGGCCGGUCCAACCGCCCUGACAAGGGUAAAGGACGUGCUGUCCGCUCGUCGGACCAAAAGCGGAAGCGGGUUGACGGCGACGUCGACGGCGAGGCUUUCCGGGCCUCGGCUGAUGACCACCGGCGUCGCCAGCGUGACCUCCAAUCUGGAGGUCAAUCCUCUCGGUCUGGUCGAGGGUCCUCUAGCCGGCCCUAUCACGGGUCUGGCUAUGACCAAGAGUCCUCUGGCCGGCCCUCUCGCGGGUCUGGUUACGAUGGCCGAGAGUCAUCUGGCCGGCCCUCUCAAGGGCCUCGCAACGAUGACAGGCCCAAUAACAAGCGGUCCGCCGAGGACCAUGAGAACCGCGGGGCGCCCAAGAGACGCCGAAACAACACGGGAGAAGUUAGUCGGGCCUUGACGAUGCAGGGCGGCGUCGAAACGACCAUCUCCGCGGAGCAUGGCAUGGGGGUCACCGCAGGCGACCGGGAGCUGGAUACGUUUUCGGGUGUGGACCAUGGCAACAAUAGUAAGAACUUUGUUUCAGUCAGUGCUCCGGCCAGCACGCCCAACCUUGAACAGAAGCUUCAUUCCCUCCUCGCCAGAAUGGGCGUGGGCGAAAUGGCCAACAAGCUCCCGGAGCCGAGCAAAGUCUGGAUUAAUUUGUGUCUUCAAAUUCGGACCGAUGAUCCCAGUCCUAUUCCUGACAUACACGCCCUUGGUGAUAUGGCGAUAGAGAGCGAUCUUGCGCGAUACACAGCCCUUCAACGGCAGACCAGCGAGUUCAAAAAUACGCCUUACAAGUAUACAUGCGGCAACUGCGAUAUGCUUGGGCACACUGUCAUGCAGUGUGUCAAAUUCACGCCCGACGGCGACGUCGAUGCAUGCCCGUUGCAUAACACGCGAGAGCACUCGGUCGACGACUGCGCAGAUUUCUGCCGAGCAAGCAGCGGCGAGCAGUUUCAGCUACUCGUAGCCAACAGGUCCGGCCUGUGGCCCAUCCGCUCGAGCGAUGUAUGCUGGACGGAUCUUGCCCGCAGGUUCCCAGCCCUCGACAAGCCGUACCCCACUACGUACUUCGAGGCUCGGCGGUACCACAACUUCUGUCAGGGCAACGCCGACAUGUGGCGAACUUGGGACUACUCGAGGCAACCCCAGGCCUGCAUGGUAGACGCUGCGACAGCGACCAAGUCAGCAAUCAAGAAAAAUCGAGGGCUGCGAGAGUGCUAUCGUCCCCUGCCAGAGAUGCUGGACUACGAGGAGAGACUCCAUUGCCCUCCCAAGUCCACCGAGAUGAAGACAAAUCCCCAGCAGGGUGACACGCAGUUGAGCGCCGAGGGCAAUGCCCAAGAGACCAGGGACGACGCCCAGGCAAACGCGAUUACGGACAACACCGGGACAAAAGCGCGCCCGGAAGUUGAAAUGGAGGGCGGGAUUGGGGCAUUCUUCGAGUACACCGAUGAGGACGACAGUGACGAUACAUAA